ACAAAUAUGGCGGACACGUCAUCGAAAUGUUUUGGCUAGGUGUACUUUAAAAAUUUCUUUUGACCAUCAAGUUCUUUUGUUAUUAUGGAUAUAGAUUUGUUCAACUUCUUGAACAUAUCCUUUGUAGUAAUAUUUAUAUGUGUUUACAUUAUUGGUUGGUUUAUUUUCUCUGAUACUGGAAACAUGGGCGCUAUUCACCGGUUUGAUGAAGAAAAAUUUUACUUGGAUGUUUCCACUGAACCAUCUACGAAAUCUCCAUUUCCAUCCAUAGAAGAUGAUCCCUCAGUGACACUUUCGGUUAUAAUACCUGCAUACAAUGAAGAAGAAAGACUUCCUUCUAUGCUAGAUGAAUGUAUGCAAUAUCUGGAAAGCCGGUGCGCUAAAGAACGUGAUUUCACCUACGAAGUCAUCGUUGUAGAUGAUGGCAGCUCGGACAAAACUACUUCAAUUGCAUUAAAUCACGCCAAAAAAUACGGCUCUCUAAAGUUCCGAGUCCUAACAUUAGUCAAAAACCGCGGUAAAGGAGGUGCAGUAAGACUUGGUAUGUUGAGCAGUCGUGGCAAAUAUUUGCUUUUUGCAGAUGCAGAUGGAGCUACAAAGUUUUGCGAUAUUGACAAGCUAGAAAGAGAAAUGAGUUCUUCUGUUGUUGAUAACCCUAAUUCCAUAGUAAUCGGUUCAAGGGCUCAUCUGGAAAAGCAAGCCAUCGCAUCUCGUUCUUUUUUCAGAACAGUACUUAUGUACGGAUUCCAUUUUUUAGUUUGGUUCUUUUGUGUACGUACUGUCAAAGACACCCAGUGCGGGUUUAAGUUGUUCACCCGAGAUGCUGCAAAGUGUAUUUUUUCCAUUCUUCAUGUCGAACGAUGGGCGUUUGAUGUGGAAUUAUUGUACAUAGCAGAGAAAAAGAACAUGGCUAUCAGAGAAGUUGCUGUUAACUGGACGGAAAUUGGGUUCCAAGUUAGUCCCAUUUUGGAGUUGGCUUCAAAUGGGGAUAGAUUUAGUGACAAUAUGGCUGAAGUAUCAAAUUGGCAUUUGGAAUGUCAAAGAUUCUAAGAAAUCUACUUAAAAUGCUUUUAUGUUUAGCUUGGGGUUUUCCCACAAUGUUUUACUACUUUAUUGGACCAAAUUUUUCAGCAUGGAUGUUCAUCUGUUGUAUAAUAAUAAUACAAAACAAAUCUAA
Molecule: messenger RNA, 1177 nt
Organism: Uloborus diversus
Lineage: Eukaryota; Metazoa; Arthropoda; Arachnida; Araneae; Uloboridae
Gene: wol
Product: dolichyl-phosphate beta-glucosyltransferase-like
Cellular component (GO): endoplasmic reticulum membrane
Source: RefSeq, a predicted model, not a curated record